Molecule: messenger RNA, 981 nt
Organism: Symbiodinium sp. CCMP2456
Lineage: Eukaryota; Dinophyceae; Suessiales; Symbiodiniaceae
Source: the annotation of a GenBank genome assembly
AUGCAGCGCAAAAUGAAUGGUCGCGGCAGCGGCGCUGAAUCAGAUGCCUACGACUCGCCGUGGUCUGUGGAUAUCUUCCACUGCUCUACAGGCCUGCCUACGCCAGAGCUUGCUCCAGGGGUAAUCAGCAGCCCGACGCGCUCCCGGGCUGAGUUGCCAAAGACCAGCCACGAGAAGCUGCUGUGGUGGUUGGAUCCAGCCCGAUCAAAAUCAGAGUCUUGUGGGGAUGUACCUCAUGUUGACACUGACUUUUGUCUUCCCGAUGCCAUCCUGCAGCCGCCAUGGGAGCCGUCGGAAAGGACACCUCCGGCUCUUCAGCUUUCCCAACAGGAGGUGGAAUUUGACAACGCGCCACAUCUUCAUCGAGUGGUGGAGAGCCUUUUUGAUGACUCAGAGCCCCUUGUCACGUCGUCACAGACAAGCAGUGAUGACAGCAGCUGGUCACAACGAUGCACGACCGCGAUGCUGCGGAACAUCCCAAACAAGUACAUGCGAGACAAGCUGGUGGCACAGCUUGAUCAAUGUGGCUACAAGGGCAAGAUGGACUUUCUGUAUCUUCCAAUUGAUUUCAGGAACAGAUGCAAUGUUGGGUACUGCUUUAUCAACUUCCGGACGCCACAAGCGUUGGUGCGAUUCCGGGAUGACUUCCACGGGCGACGAAGCUGUGAUAAGCUUCCCGGGUUCAACAGCAAGAAGGUCCUGCAGGUAUCCCCAGCGCGCGUGCAGGGGCUUGAGGCCAACAUCCUGCGCCUUCAAGGGAGCCCCAUCAUGGAGAACACGGCGAUGGAGCGGGAGUGGCUUCCGGUGCUGCUGGACCCAGCCGGAAAAUUGCUCGACUUCCCCAUGAUGCUGCCGCAGGCGAAGAGCACGGAGUCUGGAAAAUCCGCACGGCUCUCAGGCUUUCGAUCUCAGGCAGCGACGAGGAGAAAGCGAGCAAGCACCAACGUGGCCAUCGCCUGUAACAGCACCAUGUUCCAGUGA